UGUUUCUGCAGUUCGAUGAGGUUACGUAGGCUUCACAGGCUAUUUUGCACUCGUGGUGGUGGUGGUGGUGGUCGUGGUUGUGGCUACGUGAGGGUGAGACGGAUGGGUCCAUACCGUUCGCGAGGAGGUGGCGUGACUCUUGCGAGACGUAAGGAGAUGGAGCCAGGGUCUCCGAAGGCUCUCGAAUCGGUGAUAAGCGAUUUGCAUGUGAAAAGGACAAGGCCAAAGCUUGGAUUGGUACCAUUAGUUGCUCUUAUAUUUUACGAGGUCUCAGGUGGACCGUUUGGAGUGGAAGAUUCUGUCAAGGCAGGUGGACCUUUGCUCGCUAUUGUGGGUUUCCUGGUAUUCCCCUUUGUAUGGAGCAUUCCAGAGGCAUUGAUAACUGCAGAGCUGGCCACAGCAUUUCCCGAGAAUGGAGGGUAUGUGGUGUGGAUCUCAGCUGCAUUCGGAGAAUUUUGGGGUUUUCAGGAGGGUUGGUGUAAAUGGAUCAGUGGAGUUGCAGACAAUGCAUUGUACCCUGUUCUGUUUCUGGACUACUUCAAGCGUGUAGUUCCACUAUUUGCAGAUGGACCUGCGCGUUACAUCGCCCUCAUAGUCAUUACAAUCUUGCUUACUUACCUUAAUUACCGAGGAUUGACGAUUGUGGGCAUGACGGCAGUGUUUCUCACAGGCUUUUCGCUGCUGCCAUUUGUAGUUCUGUCGUUCAUGUCAAUUCCCAAGAUACGCCCGAAGAGGUGGGGGGCUGUUAACCUUAAUAGGGUGAAUUGGGGGACAUACUUGAACACUUUGUUCUGGAACUUAAAUUAUUGGGAUUCUGCAAGCACAUUGGCAGGUGAAGUCGAAAAGCCUCAGCGAACCUUUCCGAAGGCUCUCAUGUGGGCAGUGUUGAUAGUCAUUGUGGGUUACGUCGUGCCAUUACUGGCCGGCACCGGGGCCAUCACGCCAAACGAUGCUUUGUGGGAGAGUGGAUACUUCGCAGAUGUUGGGAAAGCAAUUGGAGGGCCUUUCCUCAAAUGGUGGAUUGAAAUCGCGGCUCUCCUGUCCAACAUGGGAUUGUUUGAGGCUGAAAUGAGCAGCGACUCUUUUCAGCUGCUGGGAAUGGGAGAGAUGGGAAUGCUGCCCAAAGUGUUUGCAAAACGGUCCAAGCAUGGAACACCCUUACUUGGCAUCCUCUUCUCUGCAUCCGGGGUGCUUCUAUUGUCUUUCAUGAGCUUUCAAGAGAUUGUGGAAUUUCUCAACUUUCUGUAUUGCAUCGCCAUGCUCAUUGAGUUUGCUGCCUUCAUCUAUCUGCGAUUGUCACAACCUAACCUAGUGCGGCCAUACAAGAUACCAUUUGGCACUGUUGGCGUCACAGUCAUGUCAAUACCAGCAAUCGGACUAAUAAUCCUCGUUAUGUGUUAUGCGUCAUGGAAAACUAUAGUUGUAAGCGUUGGACUUUUCCUUCUUGGUAUGAUGACCUAUCCUACCUUGCAGCAUGCGAAAGCCAAAAGAUGGGUGGCUUUCGUCGACCCAAAGGUGGUUCGUCCGGCAGAUGUUGCCGAUUCUGGUGCAGCUCCACAAGCGGAGCGUGGUGACCCUGAGCCCAGGGUUCCCAGUGGAAGCAACUCAGUGCAUAUUGAGCUUGGUAGCGGUAGAUGAUGGAGGAGCAUCUCCACAAGGAGGCUGCUGUGGUUACAACUUGAUCUUGACUGCUUGCUGCUGGUGGCCAUCCAUAGCAGGGUAUGCCUACACUUUUUGCAAUUUUUUUGAUAAUCUUGUGAUCACCACAAUGCUCACUGAGGAAUGAGCAUUGGUGCAUAAUCUUCGAGGUAAAGUGAUUAAAAUAGAAAAGAAAGUCAAAUAUAGAAUUCUGUGAACAUGGGAUGCAAAUAAUAGAAUGUUCAGUGGUCAACUCAUGAUAGUUAACCUGAAGUUUCAUUGAAAAGUGGGAAAUCAGUCUCAUACCAUUUUGUUGAUUCCUGGGAAUGUUGAUUUUCUGGAGCCAAAGCUAACAUGGCUAUUGUCUUCCAAAAUGAAUGGAGCAUGUCAAAAGAGUAGUUCUUAAAUAAUUCUGGAGUGUUGAUGGGAAUUAAGAUGUCUAUUAAUAGGAUACGAAUAUCAUGGACUUAUUUAAGCCAUGAAACUAAA
Messenger RNA from Physcomitrium patens, 2127 nucleotides. Its product is annotated as putative polyamine transporter At3g19553. Gene Ontology annotation, biological process: transmembrane transport. The record is from RefSeq and is a predicted model, not a curated record. Gene Ontology annotation, cellular component: membrane. NCBI's taxonomy places the organism in Eukaryota, Viridiplantae, Streptophyta, Bryopsida, Funariales, Funariaceae. Gene Ontology annotation, molecular function: transmembrane transporter activity.